Messenger RNA from Neohortaea acidophila, 4089 nucleotides. Its product is annotated as CPSF A subunit region-domain-containing protein. Gene Ontology annotation, cellular component: U2 snRNP; nucleus. Gene Ontology annotation, biological process: mRNA splicing, via spliceosome. The transcript is spliced from 2 exons. Gene Ontology annotation, molecular function: U2 snRNA binding; protein binding. The record is from RefSeq and is a predicted model, not a curated record. Bases 106 to 3849 code for a protein of 1247 amino acids. Lineage: Eukaryota; Fungi; Ascomycota; Dothideomycetes; Mycosphaerellales; Teratosphaeriaceae.
CAAAACUCAUCGCAUGCUCGCUCUACACAUCCUCUCGCCCUCGCGCUCGCCUUCGCGCUUACCCUAUUCCUCCUCUCCUACACUCUCUUGUCAUCCACCGCGAGCAUGGCCAACACGCAAACGACGCAGGCCUUCUACAGCCUCACCCUCCAAGCACCCUCCGCAACCCAAUCCGCCGUCACUUGCGCCGUGAUCCCCGGCCUCAAGGCAUCAGAACAACAGAUAUUCGAAGCAUGCGGGCAGUACAUCCGUCUGCGCCGCAUCUACGAGAAUGAGGAUCGCAGCGAAGUCAGAGUAAGUACCAUUGUCGAGCAAGAUUGCUUUGGCAUUGUGAGGGGCGUGGCGGCAUUCAGGAUUCCGGGCACGGCGACGGAUCAGUUGAUUUUGAGUUCGGAUUCGGGGCGUUUGACGAUGUUGAACUACGACCACACGAAGAAUGUUUUCACGAGGGUGCAUAGCGAGACGUUUGGCAAGUCGGGUGUCAGGCGCACAGUGCCGGGGCAGUACCUGGCGUCGGAUCCGCGAGGGCGAUGUUGCAUGCUUGCGUCGACGGAGAAGAACAAGAUUGUGUACAUUGUCAAUCGGAACUCGGAAGGCGGCAUCCUGAUUUCCAGCCCACACGAAGCGAACCAGUGGGCGAGUCUGUGUUUCGCCGUGUGCGCUCUCGAUACCGGCUGGGAGCACCCCAUCUUUGCGGCACUCGAGGUCGACUACGGCGAGAUUGAGAGUGAUGCAGGAGGCGUUGCUGGGAUGUACGAGAGAAGGGAGAAACAGCUGGUGUACUACACCGUCGAUCUGGGUCUGAACCACGUGGUCAAGAGCUGGAGUGAUACGGUUGAUUACACGGCGAAUAUGAUCUUCGGUGUACCCGGCGGCCAGGAUGGACCGUCAGGAGUGCUGGUAUGUUGCGAAGACCGCAUCUUCUACCGCCACGACAAGAACCCGGCGCUCUGUAUACCCAUUCCCCGACGAAAGGGACCGACUGAGGAUCCGCAACGCAAGCGAAUCAUCGUGUCGGGGUGCUUACAUCUCUCGCGUGCUCGCCACGAGUUUUUCUUCCUCCUCCAGACGGAGGAUGGGGAUGUCUUCAAGCUUACCAUGAUGAUGGCGAAAGAUGCACAGGAUCGUCCAACGUCAACCCCGGAAACGCUGCAUCUGAGAUACUACGAGACGUUCCCAGUGGCGAAGCAGAUGCUGCUCAUCCGGAAAGGUUACAUCUACAUUGCGGCCGAGAACGGGAACAACAAGCUGUAUUACGUGAGUGAUCUAGCAGACGACCCUGACGUGGAGCCUUGGAACGACUUCACAUCCGAAGAGUACAGCGCAGACCUGGAGGAAACAUCCUACGAACCCCUCUACUUCCAACCUCGAGAUCUCCAGUUUACAUCUCUCGUCUCCGAUCUGGCGACGAUGAACCCACUGAUGCGGACCUUGGUCGAUAAUCCGCUCAACGAAGAUGCCCCGCAGAUCUACGCACUACAAGGCACCGGCAACGCCAGCACAUUCAAAACCCUCCGUCACGGUCUGGAAGUGCAAGAGAUCGUCUCUUCACCGCUGGGAAACAUGGACUAUAAUGGUCUAUGGUCGCUCAAACAUCGCGCUUCCGACCCGCACCACUCCUACCUCAUCCUGAGCACCGCUUACGGUGACAAAACAAUCACUCUGAGCAUUGGCGAUGAAGUUGAAACGAUGGAGGAUUCUCCCUUCCUUGCGUCCCGAGCGACGAUCGAGGCCGCUUUGAUGGGCGACGCCACUUUGGUGCAAGUGCAUGCGCGCGGCGUGAGGAGCAUCUUCGAAUCAGGGGUCGUGGACGAGUGGCCGACACCCGCGCACAGGACCAUUGUCGCCGCCAGCAGCAAUGAGAGACAGCUUCUGGUCGGGCUGAGCUCGAGCGAGCUGUGUUACUUCUUCCUCGGUGACGAUGGCGUGCUGCACCAGCUCGACGAGAUGCCCGAAAUGAGUGGCAAAGUCACUGCUCUUAGCGUUGGAAAGACUCCCCGCGGAAAACAGCAAGCCAAAUAUGCCGUCGUGGGAUGUGACGAUUGCACGAUCCGUGUCAUGAAGAUCGACUUGGAGCAUCCGCUUGAGCCAUGCAGCGUUCAGGCUCUGAGUGCCGUGCCUACCUCGAUCGAGGUGGUCGAACAGAUUGAUCCAGAGAGCGGAACUCCGCUUACAUACGCACAUAUUGGCCUUCAAUCUGGGCUGUACUUGCGAGCGGUCAUCGAUGAGCAGAAUGGUGAACUGGGUGAAGUGCGCACCAAGUUCCUCGGUCCUCGGGCGACUAGAAUCUUUCCAAUCGAGCUCUUCACCGAUGACGACGAAGCCGAUGCGAGAGGGGGCAACUUUGGCAUAGUCGCAUGUUCCUCUCGGCCGUGGAUGGGAUACAACCAUCCGCAAACGAAUCUGUAUACCCUGACUCCACUCGUGACGAAGCGAAUCGAAGCCGCGGCCUCUUUCGUUACUGGCGAAAUCCGGGGCAUCUGCGGUAUUCAGGGAUCGGAGCUCUUGAUUUGCAGCGUGCCGGCGCUGGACAAGGGCGAGAUGAGCCAGACGGAGGUCAAGUUGAAUUACACGCCAAGAGCGAUGGCGCGAAACCCCUGGUUCCCAAUCUGGUAUGUUGCUCAGAGCGACGGGAAUACGAUUUCCGCGGCCACGAAGCAGGGUCUUCUUGCGAACGGGACGGUCAACGGGGACAAGAUGGAAGAGAAUGGCGAGAAUGGACACAACACUAGCGAACUGGAGCGCCACCUGGGCUUGUCAAAGGGCACGGGACACUGGGCCAGUGCUAUCAGUGCGGUCGAUCCAUUUGACAGCCAGAGCAUCACGUCCAACAUCGAAUUGACGGAGAAUGAAGCGGCUCUUUGUAUUGCGGCUGUGCCGUUCUUCUCGAGGGAGUGGGAGGUCUUUGUCGCCGUGGGCACCGGUCAGCAUAUGCAGCCGGGCAGCGGCCUCGAGAGCAAAGGCUUCCUUCACAUUUAUCGCCUUUUGGAGGAUGGGAAGAAGUUGGAGUUUUACCACAAGACCGACUUCGACGUGCCCAUCUACGCAAUCCACCCCUUCCAAGGGCGCUUGGCCAUCGGUCUCGGCAAUGAGCUUUUCAUCUACGACAUUGGCAUGAAAGCGCUUCUACGGAAGAGCAGAGGCGUGGUGGUGCCCAACCAGAUCGUCAGCAUUCAGUCGCAAGGAAAUCGAAUCAUCGUCGGCGACGUCAGCGAGGGAGUGACGUACGUGGUGUUCAAACCCAAGCACAACCGCAUGGUUCCUUUCGUGGACGACAGCAUCCGCCGCUGGACGACGGCGACGACAAUGGUGGAUUACGAGACAGUGGCGGGUGGCGACAAGUUCGGCAAUCUCUGGCUGGUACGAUGCCCCGAGCAAGCCAGCCAGGAAGCGGACGAGGAAGGAAUCAACGGGUACAUUGCCAACGAGCGGGCGUACCUCAAUGGCACGCCGUACCGUCUGGAGCUACGCGCCCACUUCUACGUGCAAGACAUCCCGACGAGCAUGCAGCGCACCGCGCUCGUGGCAGGCGGGCAAGAAGUGCUGUUCUGGUCUGGCUUGCAAGGGACCAUAGGCAUACUGGUACCCUUUGUCAGUCGCGAGGACGUGGAGUUCUUCACGCAGCUCGAAGGGUUGAUCCGCAACGAGGAGCCGCCGUUGGCGGGGCGUGAUCAUCUCAUGUACCGCGCGUACUACGUGCCAGUCAAGGGCGUGGUGGACGGGGAUUUGUGUGAGCGGUUUAUGCGUCUGAGCGUAAAUUCGAAGAACAAGAUUGCGGGGGAGGUGGAGAGGGAGGUGAGGGAGAUUGAGAGGAAGGUGCAGGACAUGCGGACGAGGGUGGCAUUCUGAGGGGGCUGAAGCUGGUCGACACGACUUGCAUACGAUACGAAUGAUGCAUGAUUGGCGUUUGGGCGACAGCACGAAGGCGGGGUUGAGCGAGGAAGGUGGCUUUGUUUAUGAUACCCAACGGCUGCGCGUUGACAUCUGCAAUCGAUUGUGUACGUGGUAUACUUGCUGAUAGGAGCCAAAUGCUGCAUCGAUCGCCAGUACAUCGAUACGGAAGGAUCGCUGAUUUGCGAUGUCUCACCU